AUGUACGUUCUCGAAUAUUCUGAAGAUUUUGGAGGUCCCGAAGAUGACUUCGCAUUCCAAAAGACCACCAUAGUCUACGAAAUGUCCGGCUCAAUCUACAGAGCAUCCUCUCGAAAGCGAUAUGCCUCAAAAGAGGAGAUUCGAUUCAGCGACAUGUUCAGCACCAACAAAGUUCAAGGGGCUCUCAUUUUUCCGGAGUUCUCGGACAAGUUCACAAAGGCAGAAAGGCCCUUGGAUUGUUCGACCUGGUAUCUGAAAAAGCCAAGCCUUUCGCCCUACAGCCCUCAAUACCCAGCCCUGAUCAGAGAAACCUGGAUCGAAGAAGUGAAGAUCUGCGAACUUCUAAAGAAAAACCCGCACCCUAAUAUCGCCCAAUACCACGGCUGCGCCGUCGUCCACGAUGGUUCAAUCAGAGGCAUCUAUUUCACAAAGUACGAUGAUACCCUUAUGGCUAAAAAUUUUGCAUACGAGAGACGCGGGGCUGACCGAGACGAGAUCGACCGUUGGGUGGAUGGAAUUGGACCGGGCCUAAAACAUCUCCAUGGGCUGGGGAUUGUGCACAAUGACAUCAACCCGUGUAACAUCAUGUUUCAAGGUGAAACCCCUGUCGUUAUUGAUUUUGACUCCGCUCGGCCUCAUGGUCAUGAUUUGAGCCUGGUUAAACGCACGCAUGGGUGGCAUAAUGAGAAGGCCAAUGCGGCUUUGCCGAUGAAUGAUGUGGCUGGACUAUUGGAAAUACAGUUCUGGCUCUUGGGGGAAGUUGAUCAGUUUCAAUUUUGA
Molecule: messenger RNA, 780 nt
Organism: Penicillium concentricum
Lineage: Eukaryota; Fungi; Ascomycota; Eurotiomycetes; Eurotiales; Aspergillaceae
Exons: 2
Coding region: 1-780 (259 amino acids)
Biological process (GO): protein phosphorylation
Molecular function (GO): protein kinase activity; ATP binding
Source: RefSeq, a predicted model, not a curated record